This is a messenger RNA of Morone saxatilis (striped sea-bass), 5668 nucleotides long. It is a transcript of the gene cbx1a, whose product is annotated as chromobox homolog 1a (HP1 beta homolog Drosophila). The transcript has 5 exons. Bases 1 to 717 code for a protein of 238 amino acids. Lineage: Eukaryota; Metazoa; Chordata; Actinopteri; Moronidae. Gene Ontology annotation, biological process: chromatin organization; negative regulation of transcription by RNA polymerase II. Gene Ontology annotation, cellular component: nucleus; pericentric heterochromatin. The record is from RefSeq and is a predicted model, not a curated record. Gene Ontology annotation, molecular function: chromatin binding.
AUGCUGCAGUGUGACAACAAAGUGCCCUCAGCAGACGUCAAGCUGGCGACCGUAGCAGGAAAGAAGGGCAAGAAGGCUGAAGAGGAGGAGCAGCCUGCAGCACCUGCAGAAUCACCAGCACCAGAAGCAGCAGCAGCAGCAGCAGCCGUCACAGCCGCCGCCGCCACCACAGCCGCACCACCACCACCGGCAGCGGCAGAGGAGGAGGAAGAGGAGGAGUAUGUUGUGGAGAAGGUUUUGGACCGCAGAGUGGUUAAGGGAAAAGUGGAGUUUCUGCUGAAAUGGAAGGGUUUCUCAGAUGAAGAUAACACAUGGGAGCCGGAAGAGAACCUGGACUGUCCAGACCUUAUCGCCGAGUACAUGCAGAAACACAAAGAGAAGGAGGAGAAAAAGAAGGAGGGCAAGAGGAAAGUCACCAGUGAGGCCUCGGGAGACUCAGAGGAUCGAGGGAGCAAGAGGAAGAAGGAAGAGGGCGAGAAGGCAAGAGGUUUUGGUAGAGGUCUGCAGCCGGAGAGGAUUAUUGGAGCGACAGACUCCAGUGGAGAGCUGAUGUUCCUCAUGAAGUGGAAGAACUCAGACGAGGCAGACCUCGUCCCAGCCAAGGAAGCCAACGUCAAAUGUCCCCAGGUGGUCAUCUCUUUCUACGAGGAGCGUCUCACCUGGCACUCUUACCCCACAGAGGAGGAGGAGAAGAAAGAGGAAGAGAAAAAAGACUAGAUGAGUGGAGGUGGAGGUGCAAAGAGGAAAAGAAAGGAAGUGCGGAAGUGCAGGGCGGGAAAUCAACUAUGUGCUGGUGAACUGUUGUCCAGGUAAUUGAUUCUAGCAGCCACUUUGGCAGUGGAGAAAAGUGGAGAAAAUCCCAGAUCAUUAGGAUUGAACUGCCAAUGUAGCUGACAGAGGACAGAAGAAGGUUGUUUUCCUGCCCUGAAAGGAGACUGGUGUCCUUUCCUCAAAAGAUACUCCCACCUGUAUCUUGACUGAAAAUGUAUUCUUUUUUUUAUUCUUUUUUUUUUUUUUUUAAAGAGGUAUGUUAACACUUAGUCUCUCUUACUUUACGUUUUUCCCUCACCAAGAACAUGUCACUUGAUGGGAAUUGGUGCCUUUGUUCUGCUAGUAUUCCUCGUUGGCGUCACAAGCCCAAUAUUGAACUGAAUACAGUGAAAUGACCAUAAAAGAAUUUGUCUCCUACAUUUGGUGACAGGUGCCUGGUGUUGGAAAUACAGGAAUACACCGCAAGCUGUCAAGCUUAUCUCUUAAACAUGUGCAUUCAUGUGAGAAGCAAGCUGAAUGUUUGAUUGUGGCUGGCAAGUUUGUCUCUCCUCCCAAUCACCGGUUUAUAAGUCCUGUUUUAAAAAAAACAAAAAAACAUUUCGGUUGAAAAGAUGGUGAAAGCGCCCGAUGAAUUGUGGUGGCUAAGAGAGCACAAACUUUUCUUCUUGCUUUGUCAGGAUACAUUGGGGGGAACUUCUUUUGGAACGGAAUGAAUUGAGGAGAGGUAUUAUGGAGGAGUGAAAGAAUGGACAGAAAACAUUCGUCUCUCUCAGUAUCUGUGCCACUCUCUGAGUUCUCAUUAUUGCUGUAUGUAACGCUGUUCUCAGUUGAAACUUCAAAUGCCAAAUGACGACUGUACAUUUCACUCUGACGUGGGCAGAUUGACAAAGAGCAGUUGCAGUCUACUAGGGGUGUAACGUUACAUGACAUUCACAGUUCGGUAUGUACCUCGGUUUUCAGUAGAGCAGGGAAAACAUUUUUGUUAUUUAUUGUGAAAAAUGAUAACAGUAGCUCAUUAGUUCUGUUCAAUUCUUACUGUAACAGUAACUGCACUCAAAUACUGGCAUAUUGUCAAUAAGAAAAAAAUAACACAAAUGUCAGUAAUGCUCCAUCAUUAGACUCUGACCUGUUGAUCAUUGUUGAACAGCUUACAGAGCAGCACAAGAGACUGAUUAAAAUUCACAUGUGAAGGCACAGUGUAGCUGGGCUCAAGCACCAUAUGCUUAAAUCCUGUAUUUUCCAUCCAAGUAUGGUUGCAUAUCCACAUUAAUAAACACAUAGUAGUUAUAGUUGUUACUUUGGCACGGCCUGUAUCUGCGGUGAAAGGCUGCCGGUCUGUUUUCAUGUCUCGUUCUGCAUAUCGCCACGUUUGAUGGUGGGGGGGGCGGUCGUAAACGACACGUUUUAAAGUGUUUCCACAGAUGAAUCCAACAUCAGUUGAACAUCGUCUGCAUACAGUUUGCCGCUAAUCGCUGCCUGUUUAGCUUAAACUACCCAGGUAAGCAGACUAGCAUGCUACAGCUGGUGGACAACUGGUGCACUGCCAAAACUUUCCAGGUAAAACUCGGGCUCUAGAACUUCUGUUCCACGAGUGCGAGUAGGCAACAUAAAUAGGCUGUUUUGACAGUAAUCGUUUAGGUCACGGGUGUACUGAACCGAGGCACUCCCAUACCGAAAUGAACAUCCUGCGCCAAACGGUACGGGAUGCAUGUAUCGUUACACUCCGACAUUCUACGUGAGAAGACCACCAGUCGUUGCCUUGGCUUUACAUGUCCUACCAGCCAAUGUGGCAGCCAACCAGCCAGCACUUGAGUGUCCUGCAGUUGUCUGCUGAAACAGUUUUUUAAAAAGUCAUUCCAGCAACGGAUUAUGCUUUUUCCCAAAGCUACUUUGCUUUCUGUUUCAGUUUUUAAUGAAAACUAAGGAACUCGUCUGUAUUUUAUCAAACCGUCAGUUAAUGUUUGUGUGCUCAUUUUGUGGAGGUCCACAGGUAAACCUGUAGUUUUGCUUUCAAUGUAAAAUGUCCAUCUGCCUUAUUUCAUGUUACUCAAUCAUAUGCUUUCUAAGUAUUAAGAUAUAUAUAUAAGGGCAUAGCACUCUCCUAAUGUGUUUUGAGUUAUUUAUUUUUAAACCAUCAAUUACAAAAGUACUCAAUUCACCAGCUGUUUUCGCUGCUUGACUUGGCCAUUCCUACUGAACUUAUUUGUUUAGUAUGAAUCCCAUGAAUCACCUUCAAGCAAGGCUAGAAGACAAAUGACAACUUACAGAAGUAGUGAACCAUGUUUAAGUUUACUGAUUUGAGUUCAUUCACUGGCAGAUGAGGCUGCUUUGAUUCAAACCUUUCGUGCCAAUUUUGUGGAGUUACUUUAUGCUGGACGAGAGGCUGGUUGGUUACCUGCCAAAGUGGCUGGAGUGUACACACGGUGGCAAAAACAUCUGGCAGGUUGUACAUUUCCACACUGCUAGAGUGACGGGCACACUGGAUAACUUUAGAUGAAGAGUUACAUGAUUGUCAUAGCAGUUGGUGUUGUACUAGUUGAGACUCAGCGUCAGGAGUGGCAGUCCAAGAAUUCUGCCUGAGGAUGCUGAUGUGCCCUUUAAUAGGGCUGUGUAUUGGCUAGAAUCUGGUGGGUACAAUACAGGGGUUACUACUCAAUAUAUUGCGAUACUGUAAGUAUAAAAAGUUUUUUUAUGUAAUUUUAGGAAGACUGUCAGUGUAAAGAACAAAUCACCAUAUACAUAAAAUCUAAACUUUUUUUUUUUUUUAUUCCAGCAGAAUUUGUAUUUAUCCCAAUCUCUGUAAUAUCCAACAUCAAACUGAGAGGUUUACGUUUAUAACACUCGAUUUGAGAAUCAAUACAAUAUCACAGAACAAAAUAUUGAGAUUUCUGACACCCCUACCCUCCAGCCUGUAAAUUAGUGGGGCAAAGUGUUGAACCAAGUGAUGAUCAUUCAGACUGAAACACAUACAAUUAGAAUGAACAGGGUUCUCAGCUGAGAAACUGCAGGUUUUUACUUGAGCCAAACGUAGGUUGAAGGUGUGUUAGGCACUGAGCUCAGCUGUUUGACACUCUGAUGCAGGGUCUUAUAAAAUCAACCAGGCUCCUUGUUAAUUAUCCUUAUUGACGGUUAAUUGCAAGAGUAGGUAAACAAGCAUGCAUAAUAUAUUGAGCUGCUGCAACAGGCUUUUCUAAUUUGAGUAUAUUUGCUACUGGAGUAACACCUGCAGCAAGCCUUUCUGACUGAUGAUCAUCAAACAUGUUUCCAUGGGAAAUAAAGGCACCCCCUCUAACUCGUUGCCCUCAGUGUGAAGUUAACAGUCACAAAGUGAUUCAUGUGGACCAUCAGUUUGGGAACUGACCAGCCAGUCAGUGAAUUGUCGGCUGUACUUUGUACAUUCAUUUACUCUGGCAGCCACAUUGGAUCGAAACCAGCCAACAAGCUGCUUUGGCUGAUGGUGAGAGAGCCACCUUGGCUGGUAGGUGAAGGUUUCCUGAUGAGACUGCGGCUCACUCAGCAGUAGAUACAUGCUCCAUAACAGCCUCAGCUGGGUUUUAUUCCUAAUGGAGGAGGUGAUUAAACAUAUGUUUAAAAUCAUUUCCUCUCCCUUGUUUUAACCUUCACACACACUCAGCCACAUGUGUGUUUUUCUAGAUUGUAUUAUUUUAGCUUGUGCGGGCCGGGCAACACUCAAGACAUGAUGAUUCAGCACAUUAGAAGUAUUUCUGGGAUCCUCUUGCUUGCAGACCGUCCUUUGUUCAUAAAGUUUUGAUAUUUGCAUAAAUAAAACGGCAAAGGACUUUUGAAUUCAAUAUGAUUAGCAUACAAGAGGUCUUUCUCUGGUGUUUUCACUGCUGCCUGAUGUCUCCCUGUGUUUAAUGUGUUGAAUGUUGCCCGGCUGUGCUUAUUUCUAUGUGUACUGUAUUAAAGCUAGUGUAGUAGCUUCCUCUGUUAGCAGACCCGGGUUAGCUCUAGUUCAAAUCCCCUUCUCUGAUCUUACCCUUGGCUCGCCUUUUGCUGCUGGAGAUUAUAAGUGAACUGACCUUGAAGAGAAAAUUCCAUUGUGUUUUCCUUAUUAUAAUGAACCUCCAUUCAUGUCCAGUGGAUAUUGUUUUUGUGCUUCACCUCGUACUGCCUCAUGUCACAACACUUGAAACAGCAGCUAUUUUUAAAUAUUUAUGUUUUCUUACAGAAUGAUCAUUUGAAUGAGCCCUUACCGUGAGUGACAUGUUGUGGAAGAUGCACGAACUCAAAGCAGCAUAAAAACAGUCACGUUCUUUAAAUAAGCAACCACAGGAUAUGUAAACAUAAAAAUUCCUGCCCAAGUACUUCCUAUCAAAAGGCCAGAAGAAUAAACAGAAAGAAACACGGUCUUCUUUAGAGGCUGAAUUACAGGGCGGUCAAAGUGAGUUGGCUCAGCUGUAAAUAGUUUGUAGCAUUUGAAGUCAAACCUUUCUGACUCUAAAAUUUCUGUGCGAAUGCUGUUACUACUGUAUGUCGGCAUCUGUACGCUAGGUCUAAGCCUACCCUUUCUACUGAUCGGUUUCCACACAAAUGUAUUGUUCAGUAAAAUUACUGAAAUUACUUUGUAGAACUUCCGGCCUUUGGGGCGCUCUUAUAUCUUCACCAUGCACAUCAGUGUUACCAGAGUUAAAUGUGCUGCACGCUGACUGCCUUCUGUUAUACCUCACCAUUGACAGGAGGGGAUUGAAUUAGCCGCACCUGGUUCUGCUAGUUAGCUUUUUCUAUCUUGUCUCUGAAACCUUUAUCUGUAUUUAGCGGAUUAGCUUGUGUUGUCCUGUUGCAUGUUUAUUGGUUUCCCUUGCAAUGUCACUGUCAUGGCUGAUCUACUUUUUAAUUGUCUGUUUUGGACAAUAAAGGUUUUUCGUUUAUGUAA